Molecule: messenger RNA, 7614 nt
Organism: Penicillium antarcticum
Lineage: Eukaryota; Fungi; Ascomycota; Eurotiomycetes; Eurotiales; Aspergillaceae
Product: putative cell morphogenesis protein (PAG1)
Exons: 1
Coding region: 1-7614 (2537 amino acids)
Biological process (GO): cell morphogenesis
Cellular component (GO): cell cortex; site of polarized growth
Source: RefSeq, a predicted model, not a curated record
AUGCACAGUCGCGAGUCCUCCGCCGUCAGAGGAAGAGCCGCUGACCCCUCCACCCUUGCCCCUACUCUCACGCGGCGCGGCCACUCCGGUUCAAAGAGCCCCGACGUUUCGGCCGGUCGGCCCCCAGGAUAUGAAGGAUUAGAACGAAUACCCUCGAACUCGUACGGUCAUCACCGCCAGACUUCGAUCGUACACGGCGUGCAGCACUCGCGGAACCCGAGUAUGGCCGGUUCAACCGCCUCCACCAGCCCGCUCAGCCCGGAACUUAUCGCAUCUUUGGGUCGCGGUGCUUUCGACGAGGCUACUCUCCCUGCGAAAUUCGAUCCCCUCGAUUCUCAUUCGGGCUAUUCCUCCCCAUCCGCGAUGGCCGCUGGCCAUGGCUUACCUCCGACGUUAAGCACCAUACAAGACAACGACAUCGAAGUGAUGGAUCCGAGUCCUGCGAAUGUGCUCCACAAACGCAUGAAUUCAGGGGGCAAGUCUAGACGGGAGAGAUCACAUAGUCGGUCACACUCGAAGCAUCACUCGGACUCGAAGACGGUGGGAGAAUAUGCGUUACAUCAUCUGUUCAACUCGUUUGUUGGGCAAGCGGAUAGCAAGAUCAAUCAGGCUAUCAUGAAAUUGGGAGAAUCCGACGCACCUGUGGAGGAAGUAUGUGGCCCUGGAGCGGACCCGACUUUUGAUCAAUUGAUCUCGGCAUUGGGUCACAUUGCCCGAUUGAAGCCGAAACCGUUGAUCGAUACGAUCAUGUUCUGGCGUAAGGCCAAGGGGGAUGCCGCCAUCACAGCACGACAGAUGGGAAAUGAACAGAAGCCAUCACCCGCAUCCGAGAAUGGUCCUCUUCUUCGUCGUAACACCGAGCCGACACAACCUGGUGAUCAGUUUGCUCCUGCAGAGCGGCCGCAGCAACCGACGCCUUUUGUUGCUCGUCAUGAUGAUAUUGCUUUGGUGGAGCGACGUGCCACGGUUUCGGUUUAUCUAGUCUGCAGAGUGUUGAUUGAGAUCUUCAACCAGAGUAGCCUUGCGUCAAUCACACUCGACAUGGCAGAUCGUCUCGAGGACAUCGUAUUUGGCCAGGUGAAGACCUCCGACCCCGAUCAAAUCUCCGCAUCACCACUGCGGAUGGCCAACUGGAGAAUAUACGGUCAAUUGCUGGGCAUUAUGAGCGAAUCGAACUUCUCUAGCGUCGCCAACCGGUUCUUGGGCGAACUCGAUCGCUAUCAGAAGGAGGAGGCUGCCAAGGGUCCAUCUCGGGAUGGUGAUUCAAAGGCAGAAUUGUUGAUUCUUUGCAUGAGAUAUCUCCGUCUUCCCACGAACCCUGAAGGAUGGCCAAAGUCUUGCGACUUUAUGCGAUCUCUAGCACGAUUGUUUGUCAAUGCUCACGGGCAGCGCAUCAAACAGGCCUACUGCUAUGUGAUCGAAAAGCUUCUUCUCCCCGUCGCUGCAAACCCCAGUUGCGAUCUUUCCCUGCCUCGGUGGAAGGAAUUCUUAGAUCUAGUCCAGCCGCGUCUGAUGCAGCUUCUCGCCAAGCCUCGCCAUUGGGCGGCUUCAUUCUCAUUAAAUGUCCUAUUACUCUGCAUCUCCAAUAAGGAGACUUUCUCCUCCCAGUGGCUUUCGAUGAUCUCGAGCUUGCCUGCACGACUGAAGGACCGUCCCACCCGUGCACCCGCCCUCCAUGCCAUUUGUCGUCUAGUCUGGACAUACUUCUUCCGUUUCUCUGACUCACCUACGACAACACUUCGCAAGGUUGAAGAAGUGGCGAAAAUUGCUCUUCCAACUGGACGUCGAACCUACUUAAGCGCAGAGCCGGUCUUUGCCGAUCCCUUGAUACAACUGAUUCAAAUAAUUGGAUUCAAGCACCCUGAUGUCUGUUUCCGAAAUAUCAUAUUCCCAUUGAUCAACUCCGACCUCUUCUUGUCUGGCAGAGAAUUGAAGAUUGAACAGAUGGAGCCCGAGAAAAUGGUCAUUGGCAUCCGUGCCUUUUUGGCUACUAUGUCUGAUUUGGAGACAAGCGAUCAACUGUGUCCUCCGAUCCCUACUGGGUCGCUACCUAAUCCUUUCACCGAUACCUCGACUCCUAUGUAUUUCCACAGGCCACAACUGCUUGCGGAGCACACCGCGGCGAGUGCAACUGAAAAGCAAGAUCCAAACUUAUGGCAACCUGUCAACACAGCGAGACUGAGUGAAAACGUGAAGGAGUACUAUUUCCGUUUCUGUGAAGUGCUGGGCAAGAUCACUUUACUAUGUGACAAUACAUUCGGUGGGCAGGCAGUUCUAGACGAAAAAUUCGGUGGGGCUACCCCGAAGACACCGAUUUCGGAAGCUUUCAGUUUCGGACGACGUGAUGAUCAUCUCACUACGCUGGAUCAGAAGCAGGGCUUCUACGACUUACUCCAUGUGGCGGUUCAAGCCCUUCCACGUUGUCUCUCUGACCACAUUCCAUUCAAUUCUCUCAUCAACCUGCUUUGCACGGGAACUGCUCACGUGCAGUCCAAUAUUGCGACUUCAUCGGCAGAGUCUUUGAAGGCUAUUGCGAGGCAAUUACAUGCACAGCAGGUCACCAUUGGAUUUGCUAGGUUCAUCUUCAACUUUGAUGAGCGUUAUUCCACCAUGUCAGAUGAGGGAAUGCUUGGACCAGGCCAUAUUGAGUCGACUCUACGGCUGUACGUUGAAUUGCUGCAGAUUUGGAUUGAUGAGAUCAAGCAAAAAACAAAGGGCGCAGCUAUAGACCAGCUGGAGAGAUCCAUCUCCGGCAGCCGAGCGCUACAUCUCGAUCUGUCGAGCGUCCUUGCCCACGUCGAAGAGAUCGAGUCACAUGGUCUGUUCUUUUUGUGCUCCCAAUCAAGAAGGGUUCGCGCUUUUGCCAUUACUGUUCUACGGUUGAUUACCGAGUUUGACAGUGCUCUUGGCAAGGAGAACACCAGAAUAAUUCGCAUCCUGGAGGCCGAUUCUCAGCAAAUUCUCGACGUCAAUGAUGAGCACCUUACUGUUGCAGAGCGGAGUCGUAUCCAGAAAGGCAAGCGAAGAAGUGCCACACAGAACACCCUCAUCGAACUUUGCAGCAGUGAAGUGUCUUACGAUUCAACAUUAUGGGCCAAGGUGUUCCCCAAUAUCAUCCGUGUCAGCUUUGAGACUUGUCCUUUUGCUGUAACCCUGGGCAGAGAGAUUGUAUGUGCUCGUCUUGUUCACAUGCACAAGAGUAUCACAUCUCUCGCCGAGAGUACACGAUUCCCUCCAUUUGUCCCUGUGGAUUCAUAUCAGAUUCGCCCUCCCAUUGGAAGAAACAAUGUAACAGCUGAGAUCCUGGUCGAGCAAUGGAAGCUGUACCUGGUCAUGGCCUGCACGACUGUCACCAGCGUCGGUGCCCAGUCUCAGAGUCAGCUAGCAAAUGCUCAACACGCCCGCAAAGCCUCCAAGGGAGCCCAGCAGCCCCAAAACAAGAUCAGUUCUGCUCGGAGUCUGUUCGCCUUUGUCAUUCCCCUUCUUUCCGCUGAGCGGGAUUCAAUCAGGAGUGCCAUCGUGGUGGCCCUGGGUGCUAUUCACAAGAAUCUCUAUCGCACGCUUCUCGAGUCUUUGCAGUACGCUGUCACUACUUGCAACGAAGAGGCCAAGAUGAGAAUUGGCAAUCACUACCGCAGUCCUAGCAGCCCGCGCCGGAACAGAAAGACCGAUCGCCUCCGCACUGAAGUCACCAAUGUCUACAAACUCACUUCUCAUUUCCUUCAAGAACCCGAGGUUUACAAUGACGACUGGAUCGUCAACAACCUGGUUACAUAUGCAAAGGACAUUCGAAUCUUCCUCAGUGACGCCGAGGUCCAGAAUGACUGGGAAUUCCAGCGCUUGCGCUUCCACUUUUGUGGAUUGAUGGAAGAGGUAUUUGAGGGAAUUAAUCGUGCCAAGGAUCCUUCUCGCUGGAUGCCCUUUGAGUCUCGAAAGUCUGCUUUCUCGCUCAUGGAGGAGUGGUGCGGAUACUCGCCGAACCAGUCUCAAAUCUCUGAACGGGAGGAGAACAUGCGGAAGUAUUCACUCGCACAGCCCCAUGAAGCUGGCGAAAUGAGGAACACGGCUGCUGCUAUGGAGAUUGAAAAGAAAAGUCUUCGGGGGGCUGCCCUCAGUGCCAUGGCUUCUCUUUGUGCCGGUCCCAUCAGCAUCGCUACUGAAAGCGGCUCCGUUCUCCAGUUCGAUGUCAUGCGCAUGCUAUCCUGGAUUGAGAUGAUCUUCAGCACUGUCAGUGACAAGUGGCAUGCCAUCGGCCGUCGGGCCCUUAAGAAUCUGAUCAUCCACAAUCAGGAACAUUCGUAUCUGAUGGAGCGAUCGAUUGAGAUGUGCUACAUCACCGAGCGACCAAAGACCAUUGAGAGUUAUUUCGAGGUGGUUACUGAAGUGCUCUUUGAGUACCCAGACUAUCCUCUCAGAUUCUGGAGAAUCCUCGGUGCAGUAUUGGUAACGCUGGGCAAUGAGAAGCGUGAGAUCCGAAUGAAGUCUGCCAAGCUUCUUCGAAAGCUAGAAGAGCGCCAGCAAAAGAACUCAAGGCUUCAAGACUUUGAUAUCAGUAUUUCCGACAAGACAACUGCCGUCUACAAGCUUGCCCAGUUCGAGAUCUCCAAGCGAUUGGCUAGCCAGCACUCCGAUUUGGCUUUCACUAUAUUCUCCGAAUUUUCGUUGCAUUUUCGCAAUCUUCGGCCGGAUAGCCAACGGAACAUGGUUGCUGCCAUCCUGCCUUGGGUUCAAACCAUGGAGCUCCAGGUUGACCCUAAUGGUGGCCCUACUGCCAGGUCAUACAUGCUGCUUGCAAAUCUCUUCGAGAUUACCAUUCGCUGCAGCACAAUCCUGCCAAACCAAGUGCAAGCAUUGUGGCAGGCUUUGGCGACUGGCCCUCACGGAGGCAAUGUCCAGCUGGUGCUAGACUUCAUCAUCAGCAUAUGUCUGGAACGCAAGGAGCAAAAUUUUGUCGAAUAUGCGAAGCAAAUGGUCGUGUUCUUGUCCGGUACUCCGGCCGGAUCAAAGGUCAUUGAGUUCUUCCUAUUGCAGGUUGUGCCAAAGAACAUGGUGCAAGAGCGCAAGAACCUUACUCCACCUCCCCCAGACAUCAAAAGCCUACCUUACGUUGCGGACCUUGCAGCGGUACUCCCUGUUGGCAACAAGCAAGCUGGUCUUUCCCUUGGGCAGGUCGCCCUGAUCUUCCUCGUUGACCUUAUGGUCGCACCGGUCACACUCGCCCUGGAUGAUGUCGUCAAGCUCAUCCAUGUUGUCCUCAUUCUUUGGGACCACUAUACAGUCACUGUACAGGAGCAGGCUCGAGAGAUGCUGGUCCAUCUCAUCCAUGAACUGAUAGCGGCCAAGCUUGAAGAUGAUGCGCCGGUGGGUGCGCGACAAUCCGUCGAGGACUUUGUGGAGUCUAUUCGCAAGAGUGAUCCCGCCGUUGUGUGGGAGUAUGAAGAGAACCAUGGCAAGGACGAAGAAUCCGAUGACCGCCGGGUGCCUGCCUCCAUGGCUACUGUCACUCGCGACAUUGUCACGUUCUUCAGCUUUGCUUAUGAAGGCAUUGGUGAAUUGUGGGCUAAGGAGGCUUUGAACUGGGCUACAUCUUGUCCUGUGAGGCAUUUGGCGUGUCGUUCGUUCCAGAUUUUCCGUUGCAUUUCGACGUCUUUGGAUUCGAGGAUGUUGGCGGAUAUGCUGGCUCGGCUUUCGAAUACCAUUGCGGAUGAGGAGACUGAUUAUCAGACUUUCUCAAUGGAGAUUCUGACCACCUUGAAGAUCAUUAUCAGCUCGUUAAAUCCGUCGGAUUUGUUGAAUUAUCCUCAACUGUUCUGGACAACUUGUGCUUGUCUCAACACUAUUCAUGAAACCGAAUUUAUUGAGAGUAUUGGCAUGCUUGACAAGUUCCUUUCUCGUGUCGAUCUCAGUGAUCCUGCUGUCGUGGCCACGUUGAUUGAAGGCCAGCCACCGAAGUGGGAGGGUGGAUUCGAUGGUCUUCAAGACCUUGUCUUCAAAGGAAUGAAAUCAUCCGAGUCCUUUGAUCGCACCCUUGAUCUUCUGCAUACUCUGAGCGGCCUGCCGAACAAUGAUCUCAUUGGAGAUGGAACUCGACAAUUGUUCACUGUGCUGGCUAACCUGCCUCACUUCCUCCAAUGCUUCGAGCAGGGUUUCACCGACCAGAAAGCUAUCACUCGUGCCAGUCUACUUGCCCGCGUGGCUGAGAAUGAGCGAUGCCCUCGACUCGCAGCUUCGCUGUUCGGGUUUGCGAAUCAGCAGUACAAGACCGCCGGCGUCUUCUUGGAUCAUAUCAUUACUGAGAUCAAGUCGUAUUACUUCCCACAGCUGGACUUCCAGUGCUUGAUCUUCCUCAUGGGUCUUUUGACCAACACUACUGAUUGGUUCCGCCUCAAGACCAUGAGGAUUCUCUGUGUCUUGAUCCCUGAGGUAGACAUGCGCCGGACUGAAGUUACUUGUCACGGCCCGGAUCUAAUCUCCCCACUGCUCCGGCUUUUGCAAACCGAUCUCUGUCCCCAGGCUUUGGAGGUUCUGGAUCACAUCAUCACUGUCUCCGGCAACCCAAUGGAACGUCACCAUCUUCGGAUGAGUAUGGCGUCGGCUAGCUCUUCUCGCGCCAUUCGGAAGGAGUACGAGCGGAUCCAGAGUCUUUACGGUAUCCCUGAACCAUCAGGUUGGUCCGUCCCUAUGCCUGCAACCCAGUCAAGCAUGACUCGGAACAACGUCCACGCUGUCUUCUACACAUGUGUCGAAGCCGAUGACAUGCAUGCUGAAGAUGUCAUGACGCCUGACGUGGCAUUCCAUGCGGACGACUUUAGUGACUCGUUCUUCCCAAUGAGAGCCGAUACCAUGAAGUCAAUCGACACACAGACCGAUGGCAACAUCGGAGACAUCGUGCAGAAGCUGGACAGUCUGGAUGACUUCUUCGAGGAGACCGAUCCAGGUACCCCUGUCAUGAACCCUGUAGCUCCACCAAUGCUGCGGGGAUUCACCGGCAGCUACGUCGAUACCAACGCACAUCUUUACGACCAGCAGACCGCGCCAAUUUUGCGGAAAUCUCUCGCUCGGACGGGCUCAACCUCGUCCUUCCACAACGGUCUAGCCGAGUCUCGACCGCCAAACUUCCGCUUCGACGGACCCGCCGUGUAUUCCCCAGCAGCAAUAGCACCUCCAAACGCCGCACAGAUGUUACGUCCAGUAUCUCACCACACCCGCUCGGUCACCUCCCCGGCCAACAAUCUCUACGUCCACACAACCAAUGCACCAAACUCAACACCAAACGUGGGCCUAACAGACUCGGCUUUCAUGUCCGAUGAUGAGCCCGACGAGGUACAUUCUGAUCUAGACGAACGCCCCGUAACCACAACCACCAAACUAGCCCCACCUCCACCAAUGGUCCGCAGCGCAACAGACGGUCCCCACUCCCUCGAAUCAAUGAUUCGCAGCGGCAUGCGGCGCCUAACAGGCGGCGCGGCGGCAAACAGAGAAAAAGAGCGCCAGCGCGACCUCCUACGCGCUCAGCACCGUGCUAUUGUACAGACGGCUAAUUCUCCUCGUGUCCCCAAGGUUCCGGAGGAGUAUCUCUCGGCUCCGACUAGUCACCCGGCUUCGCCGAGGUAA